Messenger RNA from Mustela lutreola (European mink), 518 nucleotides. RefSeq names its product leukocyte specific transcript 1 (gene LST1). The coding region runs from base 163 to 438 and encodes 91 amino acids. NCBI's taxonomy places the organism in Eukaryota, Metazoa, Chordata, Mammalia, Carnivora, Mustelidae. The transcript is spliced from 4 exons. The record is from RefSeq and is a predicted model, not a curated record. Gene Ontology annotation, biological process: dendrite development; cell morphogenesis; immune response. Gene Ontology annotation, cellular component: membrane.
GGCACAUUUCAGUGGGGCUCCUCAGCCCUGGAACAAUUGUAACAGAGGGCACCACACUUUGCAGAUGAGGAACUGGAGACACGUGACUUGGCGCAGGCCAUUUAGCCUUGCAGAGCAGGGCUAGGUUCCUGACCUCCAGGUUAGUCUUCAGUGCUCGACCUAAUGAAAGAAGUCCCCAUCAGUUCCCACCCGCCCUGGGACAGGAAGGUGGGAGAGAGAAAAAAGUGUCCAAAAAGAGAGACUGGGGCUUUGGCCAUGGGAACCACAGAGAUGUCAGCGAUGAGGAGGCUGGAGAGAAGCUGGGCCCAGCUCUCAGAGCAAGAGCUCCACUACGCAUCUCUGCUCCCCAUGCCCAGCAGUGAGAGGCCCGACUCCGGCCACAGGGAAGGCACCAAGGAGGACACCAGCACCGAAUAUGCCUGCAUCGCCAAGAACUAAGCCACCAGUGCUUCCCCCAGACGCCUCCCUGAACUCAGGGAGGUCCCUGAGGUCCACCCAGUAAACACUGUGUCUCACCA